This is a messenger RNA of Juglans regia (Persian walnut), 1525 nucleotides long. RefSeq names its product AT-hook motif nuclear-localized protein 1-like. Bases 253 to 1320 code for a protein of 355 amino acids. Lineage: Eukaryota; Viridiplantae; Streptophyta; Magnoliopsida; Fagales; Juglandaceae. The record is from RefSeq and is a predicted model, not a curated record. Gene Ontology annotation, molecular function: minor groove of adenine-thymine-rich DNA binding. The transcript is spliced from 6 exons.
CCAUACCAGUUUUUCCGGGUCAUUUUCCUGCCUUCCUUCCAACCAUUAAUGGAGGGAACUUUUUACGAAAUCUCCCACCAAAGCUAAUCAAAAAAGAGCUACAGCAAGCGCCCUUUCUUCCAUACAAUACGUUUGCCGCCAUCUGAAUGUACCCUUCCUCGUUCAAACUUCUCCUCCAUCUUCCUCGAUUCCUCUUCUAGAAGCAUAUAACAAAACCCGCUUUGCUUGGUUUUCCAUUUAAAACAUAUUUUAAUGGAAGAGAAGGAGAGCACGGUUUCUGGAUCACUCGGAAACUCAGACACAGACUCAGCCCCGGCCCCGUUGAGCAACGUGGCGCUACCCCAGGUGGUGCUGAACAGGCCCGGGGAUAUGAGUCUUGCAGUUAUAACAACUACCACAACCACAACCUCAACGAUGCUAACUUCAACAAGCACGACACCAGGGAGUGCUGAGUUGUUUGGGAAAAAGAAGAGAGGGAGGCCAAGGAAGUACGACGCAGAUGGGAACCUGAGGCUGUCGUACAUUGUGCCACCACCGCCAGGGUUUACUUUGUCGCCUUCUUCCCCACCCGAGUUUUCUUCCAAAAGGGGACGAGGCAGGCCUUCUGGGUCUGGCAACUGGCAGCUUCUUGCUUCUUUAGGUGAAUUGUUUGCGAACACGGCAGGAGGGGACUUCACACCGCACGUGGUCACUGUUAAUACUGGGGAGGAUGUUGCAGGAAAAAUUCUUUCAUUUUCUCAGAAGAGUCCUCGAGGAAUAUGCAUUCUCUCCGCCAAUGGUGCAGUUUCCAAUGUUACUAUUCGCCAACCGGGUUCUUCUGGUGGAAUCUUGACCUACGAGGGCCGCUUUGAGAUAUUGUCUUUAUCUGGGUCAUUUACAGUCACUGAUACCGUUGGUAAAAGAAGUCGAACUGGUGGAUUAAGCAUCUCAUUGGCUGGUCCUGAUGGUCGUGUAAUAGGUGGUGGCAUUGCUGGUUUGCUAGUGGCUGCUGGCCCUAUCCAAAUUGUUGUUGGAAGCUUCAUGCCAAAUGGUUAUAAGGCGCAUAAAAAGAAGUACCAUCGUGAACAAACCAUGUUGAGCCCAAUCACAGGUGCUCCAGACAUGUUGGCAAGGUCUAUUACAUCAACAAAACUUGAAGGGUCCCUUUUCAACCCUGUAGAGCUGAAAGCGCAGAACAACGCGGAAGCAGAAGCAGAUAAUGGUGUGGGUGUUAAACUGAAUGCAAAUGCCACACAGAAUACUGCUAUUCGGAAUGGCUCAGAGCCAACCUCAGAUCAGAGGCCAUCUCCUGACAUCAAUGUCUCUGCUUUUGAUGAAUAGAUUUUAGGUGUAUCUGGGAUCACGGAGGCUGAAGUAACAAGAACAGUUGGUUAAUUUGAUUAGUUACUGUGUUACGAAUAGAUUUAAAAUUCUCAACAUUUUUAACUAGGAUUAGGAAUUAUUAACAAAUUCAGACCAAUUUUUGACAUGCUAUGUAUGGAUUUUAUUCGUGAGAAUAUUAGUACACUCUAAAUUCAUUGACUUA